AUGUCUGCUCUCGAAGCCAUCAAGUAUUCCCGGGGCAAGUUGGAGGUCCUGGACCAGCUGAGACUCCCUCAUGAGCACCACUAUGAUGAGGUCUCCACCAGUGAGGAGGCCUUUGACUGCAUCAAGACCAUGAGAGUCAGAGGUGCUCCCGCUAUCGCCAUUGUUGCUGCUUUGGCUGCUUCCGUUGAGCUCCAUAACGGCAGCUGCACCGCUACGAGCCCCGAGGAGGCCAUCAAGUACAUUGAUGGCCGUCUGGACUACCUCUAUGAGUCCAGGCCAACUGCUGUUGAUCUUGGAAACGCCGUCAAGUUGCUCAAGAAGACUGUUCGCGAUGUCAAGACUGAGGGUCUGACGGAUGCCGAGGCCAAGGAGGCCAUCAUCAAGGCUUUCAUUGAGGCCUCUGAAGAGAUUCUUGCCAAGGACCUCAAGACCAACAAGUCGAUCGGUGCUUUCGGCGCCAAGUGGCUUCAGGAGCAGUACAAGAUCACCGACGACAGCAAGAUUACCGUCAUCACCCACUGCAACACCGGCUCUCUGGCAACCUCCGGCCACGGCACCGCCCUCGGCAUCAUCCGCACCCUCCGCGACGAGGGCCUGCUCAGACACGCCUACUGCACCGAGACCCGCCCUUACAACCAGGGCAGCCGUCUGACUGCUUUCGAGCUUGUCCACGAGGGCAUCCCUUCCACCCUGAUCACCGACAGCAUGGCCGCCGCCCUGUUCCGUCUGCGCAAGGCCGAGGAGAACAUUGCCGCCGUUAUCGUUGGUGCCGACCGUGUUGUCCGCAACGGUGACACUGCGAACAAGAUCGGAACAUACCAGCUCGCGGUCCUCGCUAAGCACCACGGCAUCAAGUUCAUGGUUGCUGCCCCUACCACCAGCAUUGACGUCGACACCUUGACCGGUGACGAGAUCGAGAUUGAGCAGCGCAAGCGUGAGGAGUUGACUCAGAUCAGCGGCGCUGUUAUUAACGCGGAUGGCUCUAUCGACACCAGCAAGUCUGUCAGAGUGGCGAUUGCUGACCAGAGAAUCGGUGUCUGGAAUCCUGGUUUCGAUGUCACUCCCAAUGAGUACAUCGAUGCCAUUGUUACCGAGAAGGGCACCGUAGUAAAGGGCGAGGAUGGCAGGUUCCACUUUGAGGACUUGAUGCCUGAGAGAUUCCAGCAACAUCCAACCUCCUCCUCCUCUGGGGGAACCUCCCUCCUCUCCCCCAGCUCUGCCUUCGUCAUCGACAACCACCACUACCAACACCCACUCGUCGUCGAUGACUCCUCCUCCUCUUCUAUCUCUCCCCUCAAGAUCUUCACCUCGUCUGGCCCAUCUGCCAACAAAGAAGAUGCGCCAUCCUACCGCAAGAACCUCCUUUCCCUACACAAAUCCCUAAUCGAAAUCCCCUCCAUCUCCCGCACCGAGCAAGAAGUCGGCAAGUUCCUCCUCGACUACCUCCGCAACAACCUCGGCUACAUAGCCAAGGCCCAAUUCCUCGAAGGCAGCAGCUCCGACCCUUUUUCUCAAUAUGACGACGACGACCACUCCCAGGGGCGCUUCAACGUGCUCGCCUGGCCUUCCUCGCACAACCUCUCCAGCCCGCGUGUGCUAGUAACCUCGCACAUCGACGUCGUCCCACCUUUUAUCCCCUACCACAUCAGUACCUCCUCCGAGUCAGAUGAAGAAAUCACUUCCGACGCUUUCAUCAGCGGCCGCGGCUCCGUCGACGCCAAAGCCAGCGUGGCCGCGCAGAUCGUUGCGGUCGAAGAACUCAUCCGCGCCAAGGAGGUCGAUCCAGCCGACCUGAUGCUCCUAUUCGUCGUAGGCGAGGAGAUUAGCGGUGAUGGGAUGAAGACUUUUUCGGUCGUUUACAACGACGCCGAGAAAAGCAAAAAAGAGGAACUCCCGCGCUUCAAGGCCGCCAUCUACGGCGAACCAACCGAGAACAAGCUCAGCUGCGGCCACAAGGGGCACACGGGCGGUGUUCUCAAAGCCACCGGAAUCGCGGGCCACUCAGGCUACCCGUGGCUGUUCAAGAGCGCUACGGAAAUUUUGGUGAAAGCGCUCGCGAAGAUCAUCGAUGCAGACCUGGGCAGCUCCGAGCGCUACGGCAACACGACGGUCAACAUCGGCACCAUUGCCGGCGGCGUGGCAGCGAACGUUAUCCCCAAGGAGGCUAGCGCUAAGCUGGCCAUUCGCGUGGCGGCGGGUAACCAGGCCACUGGCGCGGAUAUUGUUAGGAGCGCGGUGGAUAAGAUUCUGAAGGAGGUCGACGAGGAGGCGUUCACGAUGGAGUGGGCGGGCGGGUACGGACCUGUCGAGUGUGAUUGCGAUGUGGAUGGGUUCGAGACCAUGGUGGCCAGCUACGGAACGGAUGUGCCAAAUUUUGAGGGCGACCAUGUCAGUUAUUUGUAUGGACCGGGAAGUAUCCUGGUGGCGCAUGGGGAUGAUGAGGGGCUCAAGGUGGGUGAUUUGGAGACGGCGGUGGAGGGGUAUAAGACGCUUAUCAAGCAUGCGCUUGGUGCUUGA
Sordaria macrospora k-hell is the source of this 2517-nucleotide messenger RNA. NCBI's taxonomy places the organism in Eukaryota, Fungi, Ascomycota, Sordariomycetes, Sordariales, Sordariaceae. The record is from RefSeq and is a predicted model, not a curated record.